UGGUUCUUCUCUCUCUCUCUCUCAAUCAUGGGAUUUUUGGGGAUUAUCUCAUUGAAAUGUUAGAAAAUUAGGAAAGUGGCCAAACGCAAACACGAUAUGAUCUCUAUGUCAUCUCCAACGAAGUGGGGAUCGAUGUGGAUAAGCUUGAAACGAGAUGUUCAUCUUUACAAUUUCGCGUGUAUAAAUGGAACAGAAAUUCAGCUAUUCAAUUUCUUUGUGAAAUUAUCGUUACUGAUAGGUCCAAGAGCUUGCUGGAGUUGGUUAUUUUCAGAAAUGGCUGCAAUUAGACCGACCUUAAUCCACAAGAAUCCUUUCCUUGUUUCAUCAUUUUCAGUCGGGACAAACUCUCUUUCUAUGAAGGAAGAAAUCGACGAAAAUCAUCUGGAAGUGACAUCUAAUCGCAAUCACGAGCUGGAGGUCUCAAGAAACUCAUUAGGGCUUGCCCAAGAACGAUCAUCAAGGAUGGGAGUGAAAAAUGUGGCUCAAGUAAAGGAUGCAGAUAAGGUGUUUGAUGAAAUGAAAAUGAGAUUUCUGAGUUUUAAGAAGCACAAGUACUUGAAAAAUUUAGAGCAUUUUCAAGCUCUGGCAGAGCUACAAGCCCCUAAGUUCAUGGUGAUUUCUUGUGUCGAUUCUAGAGUAUGCCCAUCUAACAUUCUUGGAUUUCAACCCGGAGAAGCUUUCACCGUUCGCAACGUAGCGAACAUCGUUCCGUCAUGGGAGAAUGGACCAACUGAAACCAAUGCAGCCCUUGAAUUUGCAGUAAAUACACUUAAAGUUGAGAACAUUUUAGUCAUUGGCCACAGUAGCUGUGCUGGAAUUCAGAGCCUUAUGAGCAUGGAAGAUGAUGCUACCGACUCAAGCUUAUUCUGCUAUGGUAGCUUUGUUCAUAAAUGGAUGGUGAAUGCAAAAGUUGCUAAAUUAAGAGCAAAAGCUGCUGCUGCACAUCUUAAUUUUGACCAGCAAUGUAAACAUUGUGAGAAGGAAUCGAUCAACCUUUCAUUGAAGAACUUAAUGACGUAUCCAUGGAUCGAAGAGCGGUUAAAACAGGAAUCGCUUGCUGUUCAUGGAGGAUACUAUGAUUUCUUGAGUUGUACAUUUGAGAAGUGGACUCUUGAUUACAAGAACACCUGCAAAGCUGCUGGUGAUGAUGAUCAUGGAUUUCAGAUCAAAAAUCAAUCAGUAUGGUGUUGAUAUCAUCUUUGUAAAGUUCAAAAGUCGCUGCUAUAUUUGUAAAUGGUGACAAAUAUUUUUACCAAUAAUUAUAAACACUCUUUACGUAAUUAAUAAUAAAUGUUUAACGAUUACGUGCUUUAGUUUCAAUA
This is a messenger RNA of Cucurbita moschata (crookneck pumpkin), 1322 nucleotides long. RefSeq names its product beta carbonic anhydrase 5, chloroplastic-like. The record is from RefSeq and is a predicted model, not a curated record. The transcript is spliced from 10 exons. Gene Ontology annotation, molecular function: carbonate dehydratase activity; zinc ion binding. Lineage: Eukaryota; Viridiplantae; Streptophyta; Magnoliopsida; Cucurbitales; Cucurbitaceae. Bases 97 to 1191 code for a protein of 364 amino acids.